Messenger RNA from Echinostoma caproni, 801 nucleotides. The record is from the annotation of a GenBank genome assembly. Lineage: Eukaryota; Metazoa; Platyhelminthes; Trematoda; Plagiorchiida; Echinostomatidae.
GAUAAGCUUAUGUUAAUACAAGGUUACGCUGUUUCGCAUGUGUUGGCCUCCCUCAAACAGGAUUAUUCCGUAUCCAUUCCACAAGAUAUCCCGCUAACAAAUAUGCGUCAGACCAUUGCCAAACGCUUAACCUUUUCCAAAUCUUCCAUCCCCCACACAUAUGUUCGGGGGGUUGCCUCGCUGGACCGCGUGAUGGCUUUGCGCAAAGAUCUCAAGUCUCGAACCGGUCUUAAGGUGUCUGUGAACGAUAUGAUUGUCAAGGCUUGUAUGGUACCAGAGAUGAAUGCUACAUUGCUGCAUAACACAGUGGAUAUUUCCAUGGCGGUCGCCACUCCGGCUGGUUUAAUAACGCCCAUUUUGCGUAAUGCGGACACCACUCCAAUCAGUGAGCUUUCAAAAAUGGCUGUGGCAUUGGCCAAAAAGGCUCGAGAUGGAAAGCUACAGCCGCAUGAAUUCCAAGGUGGCUCGUUCACCAUUUCCAACCUGGGCAUGUUUGGUAUCAGUGAAUUUACCGCUGUCAUCAAUCCACCACAAGUGGCUAUUGUAGCCGUCGGUACCGGACGUCCAAAAGCUGUCUCGUUCGAUGCUCAAAACCGCGUUUUAUUCUCCAAUCAUGUCACGCUCACACUCUCUGUUGAUUCUCGCUUUGUCAGCGAGGUUGUGGCCGGGCGGUUCUUGUCAAGAGUGUCUCAACUUCUGAGCGAACACCCCCAUCUUCUGUUAUCAGAUGAUCCAUUCCAACUUCAGUUUGAUCGCAGGGAAAACCUGCGAAAGCUUGUUCCAUCACGAACAGUGGACUGA